Molecule: messenger RNA, 462 nt
Organism: Ceutorhynchus assimilis (cabbage seed weevil)
Lineage: Eukaryota; Metazoa; Arthropoda; Insecta; Coleoptera; Curculionidae
Source: the annotation of a GenBank genome assembly
AUGGAGAAAACCAAUGAGACAGGUAGAAAAAAACGUGAAACUCCAGGUAUAAAAUACCUUGAUCCUCAGUUCGAAUGGUACACAGGUUUUGGUCAAAAAUCUGCAAGAAAAAGCCAAAGAAGACAAGUAUUAUAUCACAUUUGUCAACAUAUUAGAAGGAAGAUGAUUGAAUUAGAGGCUGAGAAAAAGAAAAAUAAUCUGGAAAACAGAAUGUUCGAAAUAAAAAAGAAAAAGUUAGAGUUUGAAAUGGAAAGAGGAAGAAGAAAGUGUGCACAGGAACAAAAGGUAAUAGAAUUAGAAACUGCUAUACAACAAGCAGAAGUCUUAGACAGUGAGACAAGGUCAGUAGAAAAUUGUGAAAUUAGUCAAAGUUCAAAGUGCUCACAUAAAAUUGUAUUUUCACCAGCACCUACAAACUCAAAAAAGAUUGGUUAUGUAAUCGCAUAUGCAGGGUCAUAUUAG